Messenger RNA from Glarea lozoyensis ATCC 20868, 4779 nucleotides. Its product is annotated as alpha/beta-Hydrolase. The record is from RefSeq and is a predicted model, not a curated record. Lineage: Eukaryota; Fungi; Ascomycota; Leotiomycetes; Helotiales; Helotiaceae. The transcript has 7 exons. Bases 1 to 4779 code for a protein of 1592 amino acids.
AUGGCAGCCUCCAGUGGAGGAGCUGCGGAAUUCAAGCAACAGGCCGUGUACGACGGCUCGGAAUCCAACUUCGGGUCUCCAACCCGCGAGCAUCGGCACCGCGAUCGACCCAAAGGAUAUCGAAAGGAUAGAACUCACCGAAGUUUACAACCACCCAGAUGCGAAAGUCGAUAUUGUUCUCGUCCAUGGCCUGAACGGAGAUCCUCGAAAGACAUGGACGUCCCCAAAAGGCGUUUUCUGGCCAACACAGCUACUACCUGCGGCGUUGAAGUCCUCCCAAGCGAGGAUAUUGGUGUACGGAUACAAUGCGGACAAACGCUGCUCAACAGUCUUCACAGUAAUCGAACAUUGGAGGAAGUUGAGGAUCACCCCAUUAUUUGGGUCGCACACAGUUUGGGAGGUAUACUGGUGAAGCGAGCAUUGAUCAUGUCGUCUCAUUUGCAGGAGAAGAACCUGCAAGACUUGCGGUCCAUCGCCGUAUCAACCUACGGCAUUAUAUUUCUCGGAACCCCUCAUACAGGCGCCGAUCCCGCUAAAUGGGGCCUAAUGCUACAAAGAAUGGUCAGUGUGUUGAUGCCAAAGAGCAUCUUACAUACCGAGAAUCAGCUUGUCAAGACGCUUCAAUCUAAUAACGAAACACUGCAAAAUAUCAACAUUGAAUUUGCCGACAUGGUGCAUCAGUAUCAGGUCUGCAUGGUACAUGAAACUCAAAAGACCGAUCUGAAAGGCACAAAGGCUUUGAUAGUGGAUAACGUCUCGGCAAGCCCUCCUUUACCCGGGGUGAAGUACUUUGGAAUCGAGGCAACACACUCCCUUAUGUGCAAAUUUGAGACGAAGAACUCUCCAGGAUGGUCCAAUGUUGCUAGCAACAUAAAGACGUGGGUAGAGGGCUCGGGUAGCUUGAUCGAGAUGAGACUGAUGAAGGAUAAGGAGGAGAGAGCUCGAUUCGACCAGAACAGGGCUAUGGAAAUGAUGCAUCCCCGCGGUCAACCAUCGACACAACCAGCCACCAGUGGAAAUACCCCAGGUAUGUUGCGCAAUAACCAAGAACCAAUCCCUGCGCAAUCCUACCGUCAGCCUGGCUUGGUUGAAGCACCUUCAUCACGAACAACUUUUGAGUUUGAAGCUGCAGAGUAUGAAGAUGCAGAUACUGAAAUGGCCGAUCCUGGCUCAAUGAAUAACUCAACAAUCAUUGUACCACAGCACAUUAGCAUAGAACCUGAAGAUCCAGAACCAUUAAAUCAAAUUUUCAUCAGACCGCCAAGCUUUCGACCGAAUUCCCUCUUUGUGGGGCGUGAAACAGAGCUCAUAGAUAUGCAUAAGAUGCUGCUCGACACUAAAAGACGAGCCGAGGGCACUUCAGCAAUUUCAAUUCAAUCCAUCCCCGGUGGAGGUAAAACUCAUCUGGCGAGAGAGUAUGUUUAUACACAUAAGAGCUCAUAUCCCGGUGGUAUAUUUUGGGUGGGCGCUAAGAGCGAGGAAGAGCUUGUAGCCGGCUACUGGGAUAUUGCUACGAAAGCUGUUUUUAAGGAUGUCGCCAGCAGAGAGGGUCGGAUAGCUUUGAGGCAUAGUGAAGAAUGGGUUGGAUUAGUCAAGGAAUGGCUUAACAAUCACCACGACUGGUUGCUUGUUCUGGAUGGAAUCCACUUCAACGAAUCCGAAGCACUCCGGAAAUACAUCCCCGACAGUGAGAACACCAGCCUUAUAUACACGUCAACUGAGAAAGGUAUUGCGGGAGAUCAAUUUCUCAUGAAUCCACAGAUGAUCAGACUCCCUGCGCUGUCUGCGCGCGAGGCACAAGAGCUAUUUCUCCUGGAAUUGGGUAAGAGCAAACCAUUCACAACGGAUGAUCUCAAGUAUGCAAUGGAGAUUGUACAGGGCAUCAACUUCUUGCCCAUUGUGAUACACACCUAUGCGCAACGCCUAAGGUUGACGGAAGAGCCCUUGUCGAAGGCUGCGAAAUCAUAUGCUUCCGAACCAAGGCUCAAAGGUCUAGAUACUUUUAAGGACGUUCUCUCACACCUUGAGAGGCUAUCGCCAGAAGCUACUCACCUUAUAAAAAUACUUUGCUUUUACGGACAACGAAUACCGGUGGAGAUGAUUUCUUUAGGUCUCACAGCUUUGGAUGUCGAGGUCAAAACGAUGGAUUCAUUGAACGGCAUGGACUUGAACAAUACUUUUCGGUACCUCAAUAUGUUUGCCUUGAUGGAUCGUAACGAGCAAGAAGCCGUUACAGUCGGAUCAUCCCAAACGUCAAGGGGAAGUCGGGACUUGAUCGGAGAUAACGUGGAUUUUAUCAGGCUCCAUGGCGUUAUUCAAGCCUUCUUUACGGAUACCCUCGAUGCCGACCAAACCCUUCCUCGCUAUCUUUAUCGUGCUGUGAUGGUCUUCUGUGAGUCAUACAAGACCGCUGCCGAGCGUAUCGCCAGGAAGACAAAUGCUGGUUUGGUUGAAGAUUAUCGGGUGUAUGAAAUUCACGGCAAACGGCUUCUGCAUCACAUAACGAAAUAUAAAAAGAAAUAUCCUCUACUCAAUGAAAUAUAUGGAGGUUUAAAUAUCUCGCUUCUCAAAAUCAAAGACGAAAUUGAUCGAAGAACUCCUGAGUCAUCACAGACUAUAGUGGAGAGACGUCCUGGAGAGUUUCAAACCUCAAUAUUUGAUAGGACGAGCAGCUCCUCUGAUACAGGCCAAGAGACGCCAUACAAUCCAGACCCGGCUAUAAUACGCUGGUACGGAGAUGAACAGGAUCAUUCAGAAUCUCCGGUGGCAUUCACACAUACUAUGGAAGACACUCGCCGUCAAGAGUCUCAUCCGGCUCGUGAAUCUCGCCAUAUUCAGACCUUUAUGCCUUAUGAGGAUAUAGGGUACGAAAGCGAUUUUGAAGGAUCCAUCGCGAUGACGCUACAGCCCUCCACGCGAACUGUGAAGCAGGAAUCGCUACCUAGCCCUGGUGGGGACUGGCAAACGGUCAAACCUCGUCGUCAGAAUGAGCAGGAGCGCCUCGAAAAUCACAGAACUAUCAACUGGCUGGAUCAGACCAGAUAUCAUGAUCGAGCAGGUUCUUACCGAGCUGUAAUUGGAAGUAAAACCGCCGAUCCAAGGGCGAUCAACCCAUCCUUGAGCCAUAAGCUGGCGAAAGGAUUUGUGCAAAGAACAGGGUCCCGUGGGCACUCUCGCAGUAGUGUAUCUGGCCAGUCGAGCGCAGAAGCGGCUCUCACUCAUAUCUCACAAAUAAGUCCGCCUGCCCCACGCGGUGGAGGGAUGGUACGAGAUCGUUCGUCUUCGCGAAACCCAGGGUCUGCCGGUCGAGGAGCAAUGCGAAUGGGCACUUCCUCUUACGCCAAUGCUAUUACCGGACAAACCAACGAUACUGCCUCCGGAUUCCGUGACGGCUCACAGCCCAUUCCAAUACCUAAUGGUAGCGUCACCGAAAGUGUCUGCAGUUCAGCUUUGAACUCACUACGAGACAAAUACCCUGUAGAAAUCAUUCGACAUCCAGCCUCUCCUCGAUCUCCUGUUCUUGCAAUGCCCCCAUAUCCCGUAACACCAAGUGUCGAUGAGAGAGAGAGAUUCUUUACUGACUCCACCAUUUACAGCGAUCAAUUCGAUGUUCCUAUGCAUGAUAUUGAUCAACCAUAUGGCUGUCCUGGACAAGAAAUAGUUCUGGCGUCUUAUGACGGAGCUAGCAGUCUGCUAGGUGGUAUCCCUUCGACAAAGUUAUAUCCUAUGAAGACUGGGCCAAUUCCAGUCGAAAAUCAAGCCCAAAUGCGGGCAAGAGCACAUACAGGUCCACCAAAGCGUAGUCUUCCACAUGAUUAUCCCUCGUGGCACUCUCAAGAUUACGCGAACAAUGAAGAUCAGGUUUCGUCACUCAUGUCUCUAUCUUCUCCCAAUAUCCGGCCAUCAACGUACAUUCCUGGCCGACCAGAACUAUCCUUUUCUAGUACCAAACAUGGCUAUAGCUCUCAGCCAAUGUCCCGUGACACUUCAGGACAUUCGAAGCAAUCCCGAGGACGGGGACGACCGCAGAGCGUCGCUGAAACCGAACCUCUUCCUUAUCGUCCGAAUGUUAGCCCUCCUACAAGCUACCAAGUCUACCAAAACCAAAAUGCACCGGAAAUACCUCAGAUACGAAAUCUCCAACGCGAGAGAUCACCAGCUCAACGUUCUCGCAAGUCACCUCGUCUCAGUCAGGUGCAGCAGAGUCUCGAAAAUUGGGAUGGUGGAAUCGAGAAUCUUCCUCCACCGCGACGAGCUUUUAACCCCGCAACGCCUGCUUUUCAACCAGGGACCUUAUUUAGUAGAGCGAAUUCCACGCAAACUACUCUCCAACCGCUGCACGGUGAUUUUAUCAAACCAUCGCCUCCGCUUCCUCACAGUGCGCCAGUGACCCAACACCCGAGUCCAAAUUCCUUCACAACCAACCUCCCACAUCACAGCUCUCCAUGGGCACCACCACCCCUCCCUCAACAUCGCACCUCCCCUCCACAUCCACUCUCCAACCAGUUCAAGCCACCUCAAAAACCCAAUCCUGCACCCUGGGGCGUCCCCAGAUCUUUCACACCAGUGGAAGAACCAGAUCCUGCUACACCUAGAUUUGGAGGUGAAGAGAUGGGGCGGAGCGGUAGUGGAGGUGUCAAGGUCGGAACGAGAUUCGUUCAAUUUGGUGAGACGGAUAGCGUAGAUACCGUCCAUGCGCGAGCAAGAGUUGAGCGGACGUGGGUUGAACGAAGUGAAAGUGGUCUUCGUGAAGGUGUUGGACUAGGUAUUAGGCAUUAG